Molecule: messenger RNA, 2839 nt
Organism: Mustela lutreola (European mink)
Lineage: Eukaryota; Metazoa; Chordata; Mammalia; Carnivora; Mustelidae
Gene: NDRG3
Product: NDRG family member 3
Exons: 15
Coding region: 293-1432 (379 amino acids)
Biological process (GO): signal transduction
Cellular component (GO): cytoplasm
Source: RefSeq, a predicted model, not a curated record
CUGGAGAAUAAAGAGAUCAUGUUCAAGAAGUACAUAGCUUUGGAGAUGGUAAAUAAUCAGAGUGCUGGGAAAGAUCUGUGACCAAAGCCUGUUGGACACUACUUGGGCUUUGCCUCUUGAACACAGACUCUCAUUGUGUAGUCACAUUCUCUAGAAUGCUGGGGUGAAGGGUGAGGUAAUUAGAAAAACAGCCUGUGAAACAGAUGAUCAUUGACUAAAGUAGAAAGGUGGCAGCAGCAUCACCCCUGCAACUGCCUGACCAGAGCCAGAGUCUCUGCAUACUUGUCUCUAGAUGGAGAGUUCUUCCAGCUAUUCAAACACAGAGUCACAAAGGAUAUAUUUGCGAGUCCACGUGGAGGAACAUGACAUAGAAACAACUCAUGGUGUGGUCCAUGUCACCAUCAGAGGCCUACCAAAGGGAAACAGACCAGUUAUUCUGACAUACCAUGACAUUGGCCUCAAUCAUAAAUCCUGUUUCAAUGCAUUCUUUAACUUUGAAGAUAUGCAAGAGAUCACCCAGCACUUUGCGGUCUGUCACGUGGAUGCCCCAGGCCAGCAGGAAGGUGCACCCUCUUUCCCAACAGGGUACCAGUACCCCACAAUGGAUGAGUUGGCUGAAAUGCUGCCUCCUGUUCUUACCCACUUAAGUCUGAAAAGCAUCAUCGGGAUUGGAGUCGGAGCUGGAGCUUACAUCCUCAGCAGAUUUGCACUCAAUCAUCCGGAGCUCGUGGAAGGCCUUGUGCUCAUUAACGUUGACCCUUGUGCUAAAGGCUGGAUUGACUGGGCAGCUUCCAAACUCUCAGGCUUGACAACCAAUGUUGUGGACAUUAUUUUGGCUCAUCACUUUGGUCAGGAAGAGUUGCAGGCCAACUUGGACCUGAUUCAAACCUACAGGCUGCAUAUUGCCCAAGAUAUCAAUCAAGAAAACCUACAGCUCUUCCUGGGUUCUUAUAACGGACGCAGAGACCUAGAGAUUGAAAGACCCUUGCUGGGCCAAAACGAUAACAAAUCGAAGACAUUAAAGUGUUCUACUCUAUUGGUGGUAGGGGACAGUUCACCUGCAGUUGAGGCUGUGGUUGAAUGCAACUCUCGCCUGAACCCUAUAAACACAACUUUGCUAAAGAUGGCAGACUGUGGUGGACUGCCACAAGUAGUACAGCCUGGAAAGCUCACCGAGGCCUUCAAGUACUUUUUGCAGGGAAUGGGCUACAUCCCGUAUGUGCAGCUCAGUCACCUGAGCACCGAGUCAGUACCAUCUGCCAGCAUGACCCGGCUCGCCCGAUCACGAACCCACUCAACCUCGAGUAGCAUCGGCUCUGGAGAAAGUGCCUUCAGCCGAUCUGUCACCAGCAAUCAGUCAGAUGGAACUCAAGAAUCCUCUGAAUCCCCUGAUGUUGUGGACAGACACCAGACCAUGGAGGUGUCCUGCUAAGCAGAUACUCCUCCCCUGGACCAUGCAAGUCCACCCUCCUUCAGACAACCACUCCAUAAUACAACAUUUCACCCAACAAACUGGCAUUUAUCUUUAACUCCUGCAUGGCCAACUGACAGUCUCUGGUAUCCUGGAUUUAUCAUUCUCUCUGCCUGCCCGCCCUCCUUUUUGUAUGUACCAAGAACCACUUCCUUGCCAUCACUGUAACAUUCCAGCAUCUUUAGCUGAUCGAAUUUCCAUAUCUUCUCUUGCCAGCCUUUCCUUGUGCUUUCCCAACUACAUAUCUGACAAGAUUCUUUGAUUCUGAUGUAUGUGUGUGAGCACGCCUGUCUGUGUUUGUGUGUGCAUAGUUCUGUGAUUUUAGAUAUGCUUUCUUGUAGAGCUUCUGCAAAAAAAGGGGACCUUUUUUUCUUCUUCAUUUUCAAUGAUGUUUUUAAGGGAAAUAUACAGAACAGGUUUCUAGGUUGGGCAGGCCACUGCAUUCUCUUUUGGUUCCAAAUUGGUCAACACGAUUUGCAGUGACUUCAGGAGCUCUGAGAAAUGUGGAAGAUCGUGUUUACAUUGACUGUGACCAAUAGAAGGGAGCCUAUUAACAUAGAGAGGCAGGCAGGGUGGCCAGCCACCUCCUGUCCAAAUGCAUUCAUAUAUGUUAUUCUGUAAAUAAAAGGGAGGGACAUAUUCUUUUAGAAGCCCAUGAAUGAUGAAGUUCUGAUGCAACAUGGAGUUUUUCCUAAGAAGUGAGUGUGGCAUCCUUACUGCACUCUUUUAGCACAGGAAGAUGGAAAACAAUAUACCAGGCCUCUGCUGUGCCAGAGCAGAGCUACUGUCGCCACAGUGUCUGAUACCACUUACAAGAUAGCCCCAAGAAGUGCCUCCUGGGUCUGUGAUGAAGAGUGUUUCUCCACCCUUCAGUCCUCUGAAAAAGGAGAGGUAUGGCCUGAAAAUUAUGCAGAUGGUGAGAACCAGCUGGGCGAAGAGGCACAGACCUCAGCAGAAUAUCAUGUGUCUCAGGCACACCCUUGACUUCAGCUGACAUAGUGGAAGCGAAGUGAAAUUGGUACAGAACCUAUUUCUCAGAAAGAUUCUUGACAAUUCUUAAAGAAGAGGGGGAAGGGGCCGGUGUGUAAGGGCAGCCUGUGCAGCUACAGUUGUGCUUAGCGGACUGCUGUGCGAGGGGCUGCAGCCAGCCAGAGUAUUGCUGGGAGGAGGAUGAAACCAACUGCCACACAGCAAGGGCCCAGCUCUUGAGGGCAUCAGAUGUAAGCUCAGGGUUACGCAGUUCCGAAUCUUAGGAAGGGGCUUUUCAGACCCAAUGUUCGCUUUCAGCUGAGAUAGGGAAUGCAUCACUCUGCCAGAGUACAACUUUUUACAGAUUAUUAAAUAAAGCUGUAUAUGUCUCAUUGUUAA